Aureobasidium pullulans EXF-150 is the source of this 1404-nucleotide messenger RNA. RefSeq lists its product as uncharacterized. Lineage: Eukaryota; Fungi; Ascomycota; Dothideomycetes; Dothideales; Saccotheciaceae. The record is from RefSeq and is a predicted model, not a curated record. The coding region runs from base 1 to 1404 and encodes 467 amino acids. The transcript has 2 exons.
AUGACGACCAUCAUUGCUGCACCUACUGCUCACGCCGUUCCUCGAGACCAAGGACUGUCCAGUCUUGCCCAUCUCGCUGCCUCUGCUCCUCCAAUGGCAACAAGAACCACUCCUCCUGGCACGAACGCGUCAACUACUGUUGGGGAUUCUCCCAGAUCUGCGCCAAGGCACAGUGUUGAAGACAACGUCUCUCCCAAGAGUGCUCGCGCUGCUGGACUGCGAUCCGUCACAAAAAUUAAGAAGGAGCCACCGGCCUCGCCCAACCCAUCAGCAAAACCUCGUCCAAGAAGACUUGACCUGUCCGUACACGGAGCUACUGGCCGUGGUCCUCAGACUGCCCGUCCGGCUCCCUUGACAGCAAGAGACUCAGCUGGACUUGCUAUCCACGACCUCGGUGUUGCGUGCCUGUCGCCAGGUUUCCAGACUCAAGACCCGACCAUGAGGUCGCAACUCCAACGCAGUUUAGACGUAAGAGAGCAGCAACGUCAGAUCAUUGAGGCGCGCCAAAAGGGCGUGAAGCCUCCUUCUGACGCACCCGGUACUGGUCCCGGCGCCGAGUCAGCACAGUUUGGCAUGCCUCAGAGAAAUCCUUCAACAUCGCGAAGAAAGGGCCCUCCUCCGGGCUUGUCCAUCACAGCUCCAUCAGCUGCUACAUUCUCUAACGAGCGCGUUAUUCAAUCUGCUCCUCUGCACCACUCUUUCACAGGCUUGCGCCCGCACGCACAUCAACCUAGCGGUCUCAGCCAAACUAGCCACAUCCACCACGUCCCUGCCACACAGACUGCCAACCGUCUUCCUCCAAUCUCUGACGUCUUCGCCCACGAUAGCUUACAAGCACCUCCAUCGGCUCGCCCACCGACUGCCAUGUUCGCAACUGGCCAUUCUCCCAGCAUUGGUCCCCCUCCUCUCCAGAGUCCCAGCAUGAUGCAGCAUCAACACAACCAGGGCCCUUCCACGGGACGUGGACGGGAAUUCAAGAGCGCGGAAGAGGCUGUACAGGAAAUGUCCCGCGGACGUGAAGAUCUGCUGCCAAAGAUUGUGCACUAUGGCGGCGCACAACCACCCACACCCCCCUCGCCAAUGCCCCCGAGCCAGCAAUCCCAACACCCCGGGCACCCGCAGUCGUAUCCCCAUCCUCCUCAGCGUCAGUCACCCCACGCCUCCGGAGCUGCACGUGUCGACGCCCUCAGGUCAGAGCACAGCCAGUCCCAAAUGGCCGGUAGAAGACGCCCUCGCGACGAAUACGAGCGUGAACACGGCAGCCCGCUAGGCCAGCAAGAGGCCAAACGGGCCACAUAUCACCCCGAUGCCAGUGCCGACUGGCGCUCUGGCAUGAGCAACCAAGAAAAGAGAGAUGAGUUCUUGCGCUUGUGCUCGCGCGCCUGGGAUUUGUUCCACUCUUGA